UCUCCUCGUUCCAUCUUGCGAAUGGGACAAUAGUGGCUCAACGAGUCUGGAGUGGAACACAUGUGAGAGGUGGACAACGUUUUCUUGGUUUGUGAGGGCGAAAAAAAGGCAUUUGAUAACAUCUUGAUACAUGACACGGAGCUUCUUAGAAGUGUCUUAAUUCCUUCGCAUGACAUCGUAAUACCCCAGAAGAGGGAACUUCUCUGUAGAGGAGUCUCAAUGAAGAAACGAGGACCUCAACCCAAAUCGGAAAUCCACAUAGAGUCCUUUGCAUUCUUCUCUGGCCGCGUUCGCGAGGAAAAUAAUGGCUGUCAAAUGGGCUCUUUUCGUCAUAGGCCUUCAGAGUUGGGUUACCCGGCAGUUAGGAUGCAGUUCAUUAUCGUUUCCAAUACGAGAGCCUUAUCGUACGCACAUCACUUGGGAUCCGAAUGCUGGAUUUUCGGAAUCCCUUCAAACCAGCCCAUCGAAUGGACCCGAAGCCACAUUUACCUCUGCUGCUUUUAACCUGACGGUCGAAAGGGAAUCCGAAACCACAAUCCGCCUGAGUUGGAGUCAUCAGGCCAAUCUGAGGCAUUUGAGACACAAAAAGAACUGGCCUUACAACGUUCGAAUCGUUCCCAUUGAAGGAGGGCAACACAUGGAGGCCAGGGUGUCUACAAACGGAAAACAACACAUACUUUUACACGAAUUGGAUCCAGAGGGGAGCUACCAAUUGAUCGUGUCCAAAAAUAAUCGGAUCCUUCUGAAUAAACUCAUGAGAUUAGGUUCGCCGAAUCGCCAAAAACUGCAGUUUUCCACCCAAGAGACGGCUGAGGCGACCACUUCGAAACCAAUCGUUGACGAGGAUUCGAAUUCCACCAUGACCAAUUUGUCCUCUAAGGUGAUCCAAGUCUCGUCUUUAUUCAGCGAAGACGAUGAGGGCGACGAUGAGGACGUCGACGAGGACGACGACGACAUUGUUAAGCUUCCUCAUGAGAGUGAGGAGGCCCUUAAUGAGCUUGAGUUGGCCACUGCCACUUACGAGGACCGUUUUCGGAUCGAGGAACUAGGCAUCGUCACUUUCGUAUUGGUCCUUUGGAUGGGAGCUAUCGUGCUCUUCGUGCACAGAUGGGGCAAAAUUAGAAUGCUCAUCCCACAUCAACCACAAUACGUCUUGGAGAAAGAGGACCCUCCUGUGAAACAUGUGGAGGUCGCCGAUUCUGGAACUCAAACUAGCUUUGGCCCACCCACCCAUUCGAUGAUGCUAUUAUCGUCCCCGUUGGAUCAGUUCCAACCAAACUUGGCUGUAAAUCACCAUCUUCAUGUGAUGCCUGGUUCCCAAGCAAGCCCCUCAUACAUGGUGACAUCCAACUCGUUUCUAUGCGCCUCGGGCAUUGGUGUUCCCAUUGUUUCAUCCGCUUUGGUCAACCGGCGCCAAUCCCUCCAUUCUCAGGGUGACCGUCGAGUGUCGGGAAUCACCGAUGUCGGUGGCAAUGGCUCUCUAGAUGAUGUUAAUACAGUGACGAACAAUUCUGAUUCGGGAUCUCCCGGCAAGGUGGUCCUUCCUAUAAUGAAAGACGGAACAAUGCAGACCAAGGAGAGCCAUCUGUACCAAUCUCAUUGCUUAGCCAGUUCUGUUCGGCAGCAAUCUGAAAAUCUGGAGUUGCAGUCCAAAGAAAACUCGUUGACGGAGGUCAGCAACGGUGAUAGUGAGGAUGAAUCACGGCGGUCCAAAAGUGCCCAGGAUAACAGCUUGUCAUACCCUAGCGUCCCAAUGCCAGUAUGUCGCACCUACUAUGGUGUACCAAGAUCAAGAUUACAUUCGAGAAGCCCAUCUCAGAGGGCGACAUCUCCUUUUCAAAUUUCCCCUCCACAGGACCCGGGUGAGGUUGUCCUGCCCCCCUCCGAGGAGGCGGCUUCCUCUGAUAUGGCAGAAAAUGAGAAUUUAUUGCCAAUGCCCUUACCAACUCCCAGUGGCAGCACCGCGGUUUACUUAACUUCCGGACAUGUUACGACGUCGUCUAUGUAUCAAGAUCAGUUCCACACGAACGUUACUCCAAGCGGAUGCCAUUUUCCCCACCAAGCGAUGAUACCAGAUACCAUGACAAUUGAUAUUCCUUCUAACCUUCCUCUUUCGGGCCACACGUUGCCUAUUUCUCACCAGCGGGCCCACAGCAGGCCGUCCCAUGUUUUGCACCACAAGCGUGAAGAUGAAUGCCAGAACGCCUUAUCUCGAAGGAGAAGGCCAUCAUCCUGGACACAACCUCGCCCAAGUGCUGUGGAGACUUCCAGUCCCUAUGGAAAUGUCUACCAAUAUUGUCAAGAUGGCUCUAGCAUUGAAAGAGACCGAGGUACGGCGCUAACACCAGGAAGUGUCGGAAAUGGGGAGAACGUUUACGGAAUUGAGGCGCCCUCCCAAGGGUCUCCUGACGCCAGAAAAGAAUCGCCAUUGACACCAUUAUCGAACGACCAUUGUGCUCGUUACGCCCGAACCACUCCAGUGUGAAAGGCGUGCAUGCUGCCAUUGAUUUAGAUUUAUGGGCACCCUGACGCUUACACAUUCCUUCACAACCCAUGCUCCAUUUGCAAAUCCAUUUCUACGACAGAGUAUGACUUGGCUCCAGCUGCCUACAUUAAAUAUGAAUCGGGAUAAUGUCCUUCUUAUGCGUUUAUCAUCUGAGUGGAAAGAUGCGCAGUCUUUAGGAUUUUUUUCUGGUGUACAAACUACAUAGGAUAAACU
Tigriopus californicus is the source of this 2719-nucleotide messenger RNA. RefSeq lists its product as uncharacterized. NCBI's taxonomy places the organism in Eukaryota, Metazoa, Arthropoda, Copepoda, Harpacticoida, Harpacticidae. The transcript has 7 exons. Bases 305 to 2485 code for a protein of 726 amino acids. The record is from RefSeq and is a predicted model, not a curated record. Gene Ontology annotation, molecular function: protein binding.